Manihot esculenta (cassava) is the source of this 1631-nucleotide messenger RNA. RefSeq lists its product as uncharacterized. The record is from RefSeq and is a predicted model, not a curated record. Bases 216 to 1262 code for a protein of 348 amino acids. The transcript is spliced from 4 exons. NCBI's taxonomy places the organism in Eukaryota, Viridiplantae, Streptophyta, Magnoliopsida, Malpighiales, Euphorbiaceae.
CCUAAAUGCUCCAGAUACUGCCACGUGCCAUUAAAUUCUCUCCCGCGUCGCAAAUCUAUCCGUUAACCCUAAUCUCUCUCUCUCUCUCUCUCUCUCUCUCUGGGUGUCUCUGCACCUGCAACUCUCUCUUCCAUUGAAGGAGAGGAAGAUUGAUUUUUUUUUUUUUAAUUUUAAUUUAAUUUUAUUGAUUAGUGAUAUAGAAGAGGAUAGCUCAAAUGGGGAAACUUCUAUGCGAUUCAACGGCCGUCGCCGAAACGACAUUUCAACCCUCGUCGCCGGCCCUCCAUUGGAGAGACCCCAAUGGGGCUUCUAAUGAAGCAGUUGAUCUCGUAGACCAGAGUGUAAUGGCAACGACCACCGCCAUGUGGAAUGACGUGAAUGGUCUGGAGGACCAGCAGAGACGCCAUUUACAGAAACUCCAAACCAAAGGCGUGCUUUGGAAGCAUCCCGGUGAUGGUAAUAAAGACUCUUCGCUGCCUAGAUCGGUGGUUUUCAGGCUGUCUCAUGGGGGAGAGGUCUCGGCGGAUGGGAACUGCCUAUUCACCGCGUCGCAGAGGGCAAUGAUGGCGCGUGAGAUGGACGCGCGGGAGCUGAGGAGGCGGACGGUGCGGCGGUUCUCGGAGGACUUCGGAUCUGAAAAUGAUGAAGAGAAAGAAGUGAUAAAUGAUGCUAUUAGGCACAUGUACUCGCCGGAUCUGAAGAGCGGAUGGGGGAUUCAUGUUGUCCAAGAGGUCAAGCUCUUGGCCAAGAAGGAGGAUCGCGUCAAUUUGGAUUCCGCCAUCGAUGAGCUCCUUCAGCUGGGGAUGCAAAGAGAAAUGGCCGCCGAAUCUAUAUACAAAGAGAGAUGUCUUCCAGUGAAUGAUGGCCCCAGUUGGGCCAAAUACAUGUCCAUCUCUGGUUCAACUGAUGAUGAGUGUGAUAUCAUCACUUUGCAAUAUACUGAGGAGGGUUUGUUGUCUGUAGAUGACAAUAGAGAAGGUCAUGCUGCUGCUUUUGGAGAUGAUAUAGCAAUUGAGUGCCUUGCAACUGAGUUCAAGCGAGAGAUUUAUGUGGUCCAAGCGCAUGGAUCAGAUGCUAUGGUUGAUGAAGAGAAUUGUGUUUUCUUCCUCCCACACCGUCCAAGGAGUGAAAUUUGUGAACUUCCUUUCUUCCUUUUUAUGAAAGGAACAGGGUGGUCUGGUGCCGGAGCUGAUCACUAUGAGCCAUUGAUUGCCCAUCAUUCUUCUCUCCUUUCCAACGAGAAGGUUGCUCUAGUGCUUUGAGUUAGUCCUGCAGUUUUGUGGCUUAGGACUAGUUUCAUUUUUUUUUCCUACAUACAUUGUUUGAUAUAAGAUGAUGUUAGCCUGAUUGAUGACUCUCUUGCGGAUCAGGAGGAUUCAUACUUUUUUUGUUUUUUCUUUUGGUUGAGACUUAGAAUUGAUCUUUUGACUCUAGCUUGCAGGUUUGCUGCCUGCAGUUAAGCAUUGUUGUAGAAUUGGUGGUGGUUUUGCCGGCUUUUGUUUAUCGUUGUUGAGUCUUGUGAGGGUGAUUUGAGUUGUCUAGGAUACUAUUCUGUCAAAGCUAGAAUAGUACCACUCAGUUGUAUCUUGAGCUUGAUUAAUAUAUAUUCAAUGGUAGAUUCUUGACAUGAA